This is a messenger RNA of Oncorhynchus masou masou (cherry salmon), 5161 nucleotides long. It is a transcript of the gene keap1a, whose product is annotated as kelch-like ECH-associated protein 1a. The record is from RefSeq and is a predicted model, not a curated record. Gene Ontology annotation, molecular function: protein binding. Bases 961 to 3033 code for a protein of 690 amino acids. NCBI's taxonomy places the organism in Eukaryota, Metazoa, Chordata, Actinopteri, Salmoniformes, Salmonidae. The transcript has 11 exons.
UAUUGGAAUGUUGUUAUUGUUGUUUUGUGCGUACUUGCCGACUUGCCGGGUGUCAGUAUUGGAGUUGUACUGCCGGGCUAUGCCGCUAUGAAGUUGAAGUUGCUAAGUCAUGGUGAUGUAGAAAUCGCGCAGCGCGCAUAUAAUGCAUCUACUGUGAUGUGAAUGCCCCACGUCAAUGCGAAACGCGCAGCGUUCAGGCGCACACAGCACAGGAGCCAGCAUCUGGAUGUGUCUAAAAUGUAUCCGAAAAAAGUCACUCGUUUUAUUCAAUAGGUGCGAUAUCAUUUAAAAGUGAAGUGGCAAGUUUUGUUUUUGUGCCGACAUAAGGUCUACGCGGUUGCGUCAUCAAAGGACAACUGCGUUCGCAGUUUGACAACCUGAUUUCCAUACUGACAGGCAGUGAGCCGAAUGUGUCGUAGCCACAUUGUUUUCUGUGUCCUUAACCGCGAAAAUUACACUAGAUGGAAACUACUAUUUUGGAAUAAAUCCCUGUAGCCUAAAAUAUAAUAUAGCAGGGGAGACAAACAGAGGCCGCCAGAUCAUCCCUGAUGUCAUCUAUCUUGGACGUAGUGGAUUUAGAUUACAAAAAGUGAAGAAUUGCCAACCAAUGAUUAAUUCCUGAACUCCAGAACUAGAAGCCCAACACCAAAGGACCAAGCUGGAAUCUCAUGGACUAAAUCAGGAAUAUCUGCUCUAAAGAUGGAACCUCUGGACUAAACUAGAACUCCAUGGACUAAAUAGGAAUAGUUCUUAAACAGGAAUAUCAGGACCAAAAGCUGAAAUAUCAUGGACUAAUUUAGGCAUUUCUGGACUAAAAUUGGAAUCUCUGGACUGAAUAUGGAAUUGCUGGACUGAACUACAAGUCUUAGGGUGAAAUCAGUAAUCUCAGCGACAUGACUGUUUUUUUCUGUGAUAUCUGACUGACGAGCGUUGAGGAUGUGUGUCACGCGUUGAGUGACUAUGCACUAUGCACUGUGUUACAAUCAUUCAAUAAGGAUUAAUCGGGUGCAAAAGUCGACUUGGGGGAUUCAGGGAAAAUCUAUACUUAGUCCAUUGAUUAAUCCGUCUCUAAGACAGACAACUCCCCCCCUCCCAUCGGUCAGGAUGUUGUGCCCCAGGAAGAAGCGCCUCACUAGGGAUGCAGAUUUCUCUGCCAUCGCGGUGCCGUCGAUGCGGGGGUCUGGGUACCUGGACUACACCAUAGAGACACACCCCUCCAGAGCCCUGCAGGCCAUGGAGGACUUCAGAAGGCACGAGAUGCUGUGUGACAUCACCCUACACGUCACCUAUAAGGACACAACCGUUGACUUCAAGGUGCAUAAAGUGGUGCUGGCGUCCUGCAGCCCCUACUUCAAAGCCAUGUUCACCAGCAGCUUUAAGGAGUGCCACGCCUCCGAGGUGACGCUACGUGAUGUCUGCCCCCUGGUGGUAGGGAGGCUUAUUGACUUCGCCUACACCUCACGCAUCACCGUGGGGGAGAAGUGUGUGCUGCACCUCCUACUGGCCGCUAUGAGGUACCAGAUAGAAGACGUGGCUAAGGCUUGCUGUGACUACCUCACUAAAAACUUGGAGCCUGCCAACGUGAUCGGCAUCGCUCGCUUCGCUGAGGAGAUUGGCUGCACCGAGCUGCACCUGAGGAGCCGCGAGUACAUCAACACACACUUCAACGAGGUAACCAAAGAGGAGGAGUUCUUCAGUCUGUCUCACUGUCAGCUGUUGGAGCUCAUCAGCCAGGACAGCCUCAAGGUGCUCUGUGAGUCAGAGGUGUACAAGGCUUGUACAGACUGGGUACGAUGGGACGUGGAGAGCAGAGCUCCCUAUCUCCACGCCCUCCUCAAUGCUCUCCACGUCUACGCUCUGCCUCCCAAGUUCAUCAAGAUACAGCUCCAGUCCUGCCCCAUCCUCAGCAAGGCCAACUCCUGUAGAGACUUCCUGUCUAAGAUAUUCCAGGAAAUGGCGUUGAGGAAGCCCCUCCCCCCUGCGCCUCACCGUGGAACACAGCUUAUCUACGUAGCCGGAGGGUAUCGGCAGCACUCUCUGUCUUCUAUGGAGGCCUAUGACCCUGGUAGGAACAUCUGGCUGAAGCUAGCUGACAUGGGCUCUCCCUGCAGUGGCCUGGGCUCCUGUGUGCUGUUUGGCCUGCUCUACACGGUGGGAGGCAGGAACCUGUCCCUACAGAACAACACUGAGUCCAGUUCCCUGUGCUGCUACAACCCCAUGACCAAUCAGUGGAGCCAGCACGCCUCCCUCAACACCCCCAGGAACAGGGUGGGGGUGGCUGUGGUGGACGGGAGCAUUUACGCCGUGGGGGGGUCCCAGGGGUCCACACAUCAUAACACUGUGGAGAGGUAUGACCCUGAGGCGAACCGCUGGGUGUUUGUGAGCCCCAUGUCAGUAGCCCGUCUGGGGGCGGGGGUAGCAGGUUGCGAGGGGUCUCUGUACGUGGUGGGGGGGUUUGACGGCCAGAACCGCUGGAACACAGCAGAGAGGUUCCACCCCGAUUCCAACACCUGGCAUCAACUGGCCCCCAUGACCACUGUACGCAGUGGACUAGGUGAGAAUGUGUGUAUGUGUGUGUGUAUACACACCUCUCAAGGUGUGUGGAUAAUGUCUCUCUCUCUCUCUCUCUCUCUGUUUCUCCCUCGUGUGUGUGUGUGUGUGUGUGUGUGUGUGUGUGUAGGUGUGGUGUGUGUGGACUCAUACCUGUAUGCAGUAGGAGGGUAUGACGGUCAUACCCAGCUCAGCUCCAUGGAGAGGUACAGUGUAACCAGAGAUGUGUGGGAGCCAGUGGCCUCCAUGCAGCACUGCCGCAGCGCUCACGGGGUCACCAUCUACCAGGGACGCAUCUUCAUACUGGGUGGUUUUAACUCCACAGGGUUUCUGUCCAGUGUUGAGAGUUACUCCCCUGACACCAACCAGUGGACGUCCAUCACCAACAUGUUGCUAGGACGCAGCGGAAUGGCCGUCGCAGUAACAAUGGAGCCCUGCCCCGGCAACCUGCCCGAGGAGGAAGAAGAAGAGGAAGUGACAUAGAGUUAGAGCGAGGAGACAUGACUCACCAUAACUCUUUUUAUAUUUAACUCAGCAUGGCGGCAGAGCAAGACUUGUUGCAGUAGAAUUAGAAUGUGUAGAAAGUACAAAGCUCUUAGAUCACUUUUAUCCAAAGCCACAAAGUUUGCAUUAAUCAGGAAUGUCUGUUCUGAUCAUUCUAAUUCUAUGUGGAGUCAGUAGGAAUUGGACCAGGGGGAGGAAGUGACCUCACAAUGACUUCAAAGUGACCUCACCAUUAUUAGGGUGCUACAGACAAAGAGUUAGGAAUUAGAAUACUAGAAUGGGCAUGAACCAUUGUAAGACACAUUGCCUGAAUCACUAAAUGGGCUGUCACUCCCAAACAGAAGACAAUUGCAUUGGUAACAAUUUAUUUUUAAAUGUAUUAACUUAAAUUUAAGGAACACCUAACUUUACAAGACUGACAUGACUUAUUUCGACAACAGCAGCCAUUACACAUUCCAAGGGUACAUCAUGAGGUUAGAGUAAGAUCUUUCGGCUACAAAGACCCAACUGACUUGAAUCACAGUGAAUUUAAGAGCCACUUUUCAAAUGUUAAGAACAAACAGUUUGUGUUUUUAAUCAAGACACUGUCUUUCAAAGAUAAUUCUUAAAAAUCCAAAUAACUUCACAGAUCUUCAUUGUAAAGGGUUUAAACACUGUUUCCCAUGCUUGUUCAAUGAACCAUAAACAAUUAAUGAACAUGCACCUGUGGAACGGUCGUUAAGACACUAACAGCUUACAGACGGUUAGCAAUUAAGGUCACAGUUAUGAAAACUUAGGACACUAAAGAGGCUUUUCUACUGACUCUGAAAAACACCAAAAGAAAGAUGCCCAGGGUCCCUGCUCAUCUGCAUGAACGUGCCUUAGGCAUGCUGCAAGGAGGCAUGAGAACUGCAGAUGUGGCCAGGGCAAUAAAUUGCAAUGUCCGUACUGUGAGAAGCCUAAGACGGUGCUACAGGGAGACAGGACGGACAGCUGAUGGAACAACACCUGCACAGGAUUGGUACAUCCGAACAUCACACCUGCGGGACAGGUACAGGAUGGCAACAACAACUGCCCGAGUAACACCAGGAACGCACAAUCCCUCCAUCAGUGCUCAGACUGUCUGCAAUAGGCUGAGAGAGGCUGGACUGGGGGCUUGUAGGCCUGUUGUAAGGCAGGUCCUCACCAGACAUCACCGGCAACAACGUCGCCUAUGGGCACAAACCCACCGCCGCUGGACCAGACAGGACAGGCAAAAAGUUGCGCUUUUGAGUUGCAUUUUUGUCUCACCAGGGGUGAUGGUCGGAUUUGUGUUUAUCGUCGAAGGAAUGAGCGUUACACCGAGGCCUGUAUUCUGGAGCGGGAUCGAUUUGGAGGUGGAGGGUCCGUCAUGGUCUGGGGUGCCACAGCAUCAUCGGACUGAGCUUGUUGUCAUUGCAGGCAAUCUCAAUGCUGUGUUUACAGGGAAGACAUCCUCCUCCCUCAUGUGGUACCCUUCCUGCAGGCUCAUCCUGACAUGACCCUCCAGCAUAACAAUGCCACCAGCCAUACUGCUCAUUCUGUGUGUGAUUUCCUGCAAGACAGGAAUGUCAGUGUUCUGCCAUGGCCAGCGAAGAGCCUGGAUCUCAAUCCCAUUGAGCACGUCUCAGACCUGUUGGAUCGGAGGGUGAGGGCUAGGGCCAUUCCCCCCAGAAAUGUCCGGGAACUUGCAUGUGCCUCGGUGGAUCUCGCAGCAAGAACUGGCAAAUCUGGUGCAGUCCAUGAGGAGGAGAUGCACUGCAGUACUUAAUGCAGCUGGUAACCACACUAGAUACUGACUGUUACUUUUGAUUUUGACCCCCACUUUGUUCAGGGACACAUUAUUCCAUUUCUGUUAGUGACAUGUCUGUGGAACUUGUUCAGUUUAUGUCUCAGUUCUUGAAUCUGGUUAUGUUCAUACAAAUAUUUACAUAUGUUAAGUUUGCUGAAAAUAAAUGCAGUUGACAGGGAGAGGACGUUUCCUUUUUUGCUGAGUUUAUGUAUAUAUUAUAGGUACUUAGUUUUAGUAGUUGGAGCAGUAAUUUUACUUGUAGCCCUAUUAUGCUGUUAAUGUAUGUAUUUUUAAAAUAUAUUUUGUUAUUCUCAGACA